Molecule: messenger RNA, 3201 nt
Organism: Histoplasma capsulatum G186AR
Lineage: Eukaryota; Fungi; Ascomycota; Eurotiomycetes; Onygenales; Ajellomycetaceae
Product: WD domain-containing protein
Exons: 1
Coding region: 1-3201 (1066 amino acids)
Biological process (GO): regulation of actin cytoskeleton organization; TOR signaling
Cellular component (GO): TORC1 complex; TORC2 complex
Molecular function (GO): protein binding
Source: RefSeq, a predicted model, not a curated record
AUGUCUCAGUCUGACUCUGGUUCAAGUUAUGUCCCAUCGGAUGCAGCCAAUUCUACUCAUGAACGACGCACUAGGCGAAAUCGUAGCGGCCCCACAAAUUACUAUGCCAAAGUUCGGGGGUUCCCCGGCUACGAGUCAGACGAGGAUGAAGAGGAGAUUGAAGAACAGGCGAACCCCGAUGAUUUCAGCACCCCACGGGAUGACGCCACCCACCAAACUACACAUGAACUGCUCAACCCAGUUCCUGAACCUACCGUUCCAUUGAUUCGCUCAAUAUAUUGCUCUGGUUAUCUUCAGGUUCUACAGGAACCUUUGCCUGCCCCAGUUGAUGAACUAUUCGAGGAAUAUGCGCCGUACUCUUCGCAACAUGAUAGAACUGGGUUUGGAGAGAGGUGCGCGAGUGAGAAUCUUGAAAAGGAUGACCCCGAGGGACGAGUGAUACAUGCAGACUUUGAUCAAAGCGAAAUGGAGGCGUUAUUCCACGUUAUGACGAGGAACCUUUCAACCGAAUCAGAUAUGGCUUUGCCAGAUCUGCUAAUACAAACCACUCGGAAAUUUUAUCCUCACCGCGACCAACAAAAAGUCCUUGCGCAGAAAAUUUCAUACCUAAACGCUCUUCGCAAGUGCUUACUCAAGAUCACAAAUGACCCAGUCUCAUUCCUGCUCCAUCACCGUAACGAACGAAGUUCUUGGAGGGAAGGCGAUAACAAAACUCCGCAGCGUGGGACAAUACGGCAAAUUUUAUUCUAUCUUCAUAUAGUCCUCGGUUUACCGCCGCCACCAAACCGUGUCUAUCAUGUUCACGAUAUCCUACAGAGUUUACGUCAAAUUAAUAAGGACGACUUUCAAUAUUUACUCUCGGUCAUAAACUGUUUCAAACACCGCAGGAGACGGCAUGUCUGUGCCCUUCUUUCUGACGCUGCAGAUGGGCUGCUUUCCUCCGCGCCAUAUCUUUUACGAGCGAUCUCAUCCCAUGCGUUUUACUCAUCCCCCGACUUCGAGUGUAUGAAACCUUCCGCCUUACUCCGGGAACGUGAAUUGGGUCAAAAGGCGUAUCGGCGAAAGACCCCUAUUUACCAUAACAUCCAAUCGAGUAAAAGCUUGGAACUCUGGAAGGAAUGGAAAGGCGCAUCGAAUGAUGUAAUGGUCCUCGCUUGGUCCUCGGACGGAACCCGAUUUGCUGCUGGUGCCGCUGCCCAGUCUGAUGAACAUAAUAUGAUUUACAAUCGGAACAAUAAUCUUCUUCUCGGGGACCUAACUUGCAAUUCCCUGAAAGAGUUGCCCGAUCACCGUGUCCGUCGACCUAUACCAAACAACGUCGCGGAUCCCAACCUGUAUAUGACUGUCAGUGCGGUCAGUUGGCGCGGGGAGACUCUUUAUACCGCUAGUUACGAUAACACAGUUAAGAUAUGGGACGUCUCUACACACACUGGUGCUAAAUGUGUUAAUACCCUUCCACACCGUGGAAGGGUGAUGGUCAUGGCUGUAUCUAAUUCCGGACCCAUUGCAACAGGGUGUGACUCCGCUCCUCAUAUCAAACUCUGGACAAAGACAAGUGGCCAUGGCUAUAUACCGGACGUUCUAAUCUGCAAUCCAACGAGAAAUGUUCCAAUGAUACCUUCUUCUCUAGCUUGGGGCACACAGUCUGCGGAUAAUAUUCUUGUAGCUGGUCUCGCUGCUCGCGAGGAUGAAAAGUUUCGAAACGGUCAUCUUGCUGUCUGGCAGAUGGGAGAAUCGACUGUCUCUCCCCUGGUAGUGUCGCCUAAUUCCCAGAACGUGUUCGAUGUGACAUGGCAUCCGACGGCUCGUAUAUUUGCAACUGGCAGCACUGUCGAGUCCUCACCUAUUGCCGUGGGUCGCGCGAAAACAAUUCGCUCUCUUGUCCGUGUCUAUGACCCUUUUAGACCAAAGGCCACUUGGGGAGCUCACAUUACUUAUGAAUGCCCAGCUCUGGAUAUCAAUGACGUCACAUUUUGCCCUGCCGAUAGCAAUUACAUUACCGCUAGCUGCACGGAUGGGGUUACAUACGUGUGGGAUUACCGUAGCCCCGGCCGGAUCCUUCACAGACUUGCCCAUGGCGCACCCAUUUCCGAACUGGAUUCAAAUGUUUCUCGAGAACAACAUGAUACCGGAGUGCGAUUAGCCCUGUGGAAAAAUAAUUGGGUUGACCAGUUUUACACCGGAGGGUCAGACGGAGUCCUCAAAAAAUGGAAUAUCCUCAGAGCGCCGGAAGAUGUCCUUGUUGAAAAUACCGCAUACUUUGACCAGGGAAUCAUGUCUGGUGCAUUCUCCCCUGACUUCACUAAUCUGCUCAUUGGGGAUAGCUGUGGCAGUAUCCAUGUUCUAUCUAACGCCCCAUUUUCUCACGGAGAUAUCAACAUGGCUUACGAACCUGCUAGCAAGGAGAGAAAUUUGGAGGAUGAUGGUGAUGACAAAUUAGGCAUCAAAACCGCCAAAGAGCUCUUAUCAUCUGGAAAACUACGCCGUCAUCCUGUAUUCGGCGUUGGCCAGGGUCCGCGCUAUGACGGCCCAUACGCUUCAUGGGCAAGACAAGAGGGAACUCCGAGAGAAGCGCUCGCACGUACACCCUUGCUGCCGGAAAUCCAAGCCACGCAGCUGGACGGCUCGCUUAGUUUACGACAUCAGCUUGAGAGGGAAGAUAAAAAGCAGCUGGACUUGCGAAUACAGGGAGCAAUUGCUCAAAAUCAGCAGCGCGGGAGAAAUAAGCGGAAGGGGAGUCAUGAUAUGAGCCAACCUUCCAUUGUUUCGUCUUCCACCUCCUCCCUUUCCUCUCCCUUCUCCCCUUCGUCCCUCCCGUCGCGGGUCUCCUCAUUCUCCCCCUCCAUCUUUGUUUCUCACAACCAUUCCGAAAUGGCUCAUCAGUACAUCAUCAGCCUUCUUUCAUCAGAUGACGAGUCUGAAUCUUCUUCUGCCCGGCCUUCUUCCUCGGCUCAGAUCAAGUCUGAGUUCUCGUUUCCAGCGACGUUGGAUUCGCCCGCUUGUAUUGAUCUUACAGGGGACUCAGAGGAUGAAGCACAGUUCCUGCCGCCGCCGCCGCAGCAGCAGCAGCAGGACGAACAGGCUGGAGUUCUAAGUUCGAUUGAUGAGAACGUUGACUGGCCUAGCGACCAAUCGGAGGACGAUUACUGGUGGCCGCGCAAUUGUGAUAUUGAUCCUAAUCUUCGGGGGGACGGGGCUUGA